GGUAUACGGCAGGGAGAUGAAAAACAAACAUAAGGGAACCUUUUUCAGGUUUCCUCUUUUAUUUCCUCUCUUGCACUAUUGUUUUAUCCCUUUUGGUACCCUAAGCAAAGAGUCGAUUUAAGAAAGCACACUCAUCUGUUAACCAAUACAGGAAAGGGAGUUUCCAGAGCGAGAAAGAGUGUGUUUUUAAGAGAGGUAGAGAGAGAAAAGAGAGAUGGGAAGAGGGAGGGUUGAACUGAAGAGGAUAGAGAACAAAAUCAACAGGCAAGUCACAUUUGCCAAGAGAAGAAAUGGCUUGCUCAAGAAGGCCUAUGAGCUCUCAGUCCUUUGUGAUGCUGAGGUUGCCCUCAUCAUCUUUUCCAACCGUGGCAAGCUCUAUGAGUUCAGCAGCACCUCCAGUAUGAUGAAAACACUGGAGAAGUACCAGAAGUACAGUUACAGUGCACUGGAGACCACCCGACCAAUUAACGACAUUCAGAACUACCAGGAAUAUUUGAGAUUAAAAGCAAGGGUAGAAGUCUUGCAACGAUCACAAAGGAACCUACUUGGGGAAGAUCUUGCCCAAAUGAAUACAACUGAUCUUGAGCAGCUAGAGAAUCAACUAGAGGUAGCACUGAAGAAUAUUAGGUCAACAAAGACUCAAUUCAUGCUUGACCAGCUUGCUGAUCUUCACCACCGGGAAACAUUGCUAGUUGAAACUAACAAUGUGUUAAGGAGUAAGUUGGAAGAAAGUAAUAACUCACAAGUGAGUCUGGCUUUGGAAGCUGGAGGACCUAACAUCCAUUACACAAACUUUCCUCCUCAAACAGAGGGAUUCUUCCAACCAGCAGGAGUGAAUUCCAACUUGCAAAUCGGAUUCAACCAGAUUGGUGGUGAUGAUGCAAACGUUGGAGCUUCAUCCUUGAGUAUGCAUGGAUUCGCCUCUGGGUGGAUGCUUUGAUGACAUUGAUUUUACAUAUAACAAGGAAGCGCGUCAUGGAUGUGUAGAACACCCAUAGUUUUAUAUAUGUUCUCAUAUCGUUUUUUUUAUGCAUUAUUUGUCAAUGUUUAAAUGAAUAAAAAAGGUUGCCAGUAGUAUUGUCAUAAACAUUUUAUGAACCUAAAACGCUGUAUAUUUGCAUUAAAGUUUA
This is a messenger RNA of Vigna angularis (adzuki bean), 1130 nucleotides long. Its product is annotated as MADS-box protein EJ2. Gene Ontology annotation, biological process: positive regulation of transcription by RNA polymerase II. The coding region runs from base 215 to 940 and encodes 241 amino acids. The record is from RefSeq and is a predicted model, not a curated record. Gene Ontology annotation, cellular component: nucleus. Lineage: Eukaryota; Viridiplantae; Streptophyta; Magnoliopsida; Fabales; Fabaceae. The transcript is spliced from 8 exons. Gene Ontology annotation, molecular function: RNA polymerase II cis-regulatory region sequence-specific DNA binding; DNA-binding transcription factor activity, RNA polymerase II-specific; protein dimerization activity.